AUGGCGGGGAACGACUGCGGCGCGCUGCUGGACGAAGAGCUCUCCUCUUUCUUCCUCAACUAUCUCGCCGACACGCAGGGUGUGGAGUCCGGGGAAGAGCAACUGUGUGCUGACUUUCCGGAGCUUGACCUCUCCCAGCUGGAUGUCAGUGACUUCGACUCGGCCACCUGCUUUGGGGAGCUGCAAUGGUGCCCCGAGAGCUCUGACACCGAGCCCAGCCAGUACAGCCCCGACGACUCGGAGCUCUUCCAGAUCAUCGACAGUGAGAAUGAGGCCCUCCUGGCAGCGCUCACCAAGACCCUGGAUGACAUCCCCGAAGAUGACGUGGGUCUGGCUGCCUUCCCGGCCCUGGACUAUGGAGACGCACCAUCCUGCGCUUCAGUGUCGCCUGCCCCCUCAUCUGCGCCUUCCAGUCCCUCCCUGGAGAGCUCCCCGGUCCCGGCCCCUGAGGUGGACGAGCUCUCACUGCUGCAGAAGCUCCUGCUUGCCACAUCCUACCCAGCGUCAAGCUCCGACACUCAGAAGGAAGGGACCACCUGGCGCCGGGCAGGCCUCAGGUCGAAAAGUCAGCGGCCUUGUGUCAAGAUGGACAGCACCCAAGAGAAGAAGGGCCCCACGACGCAGUCUCAGAGCCGGAGCUGCACAGAACUGCAUAAGCACCUCACCUCGGUGCCAUCCUGUCUCCAGGCUAAAGCCCACUCCCCUGAUCGGGGCCUGCAGCCACCAGCCCCCCUGAGUCCCCGGCUCCCUGCCAAAGAGGAUGAGGAGCCUGGGAAGGACUGCCCGAGCCCCCAGCCAGCUCCAGCCUCUCCCUGGGACUCCCAGGUGCCAGGCAGGGCAGGCCCUGGCGCCCAGGUCUCCCCUGAGGACAUGCAGGCAGUGGUGCAGCUUAUUCGUUACAUGCACACCUACUGCCUCCCCCAGAGGAAGCUGCCCCCACAGGCCCUGGAGCCCGCCCCUCAGCCCUGCAGCAACCCCUCCAAGCAGGUCAGACCCUGGGCCCGGCCCCAGCAUCCUUCCAAAGCCGCCUGGGCUGAGUUUUCCAUCCUGAGGGAACUCCUGGCUCAAGAUGUCCCCUGUGAUGUCAGCAAACCCUACCGCCUGGCCACGCCCGUCUAUGCCUCGCUCAGGCCCCAGCACAGGCCCCGAGAAGGCCAGGUGUCCCCCGGCCGCCCGCGCCCUGUGGAGGAGGUGAGGGUCGCGGCUUCACCCCGGGGCGCCGGGCCCAGCCCCAGCCUGCGCCCGCUGAGGCUGGAAGUGAAAGGCCGUGUCCAGCAGGAGGAGGAAGAGGAGGAAGAGGAGGAAGAAGAAGAGGAGGAGGAAGAGGAGGAGUGGGGCUGGAGAAGGCCAGGCCGAGGCUUGCCGUGGACCAAGCUGGGGCGGAAGCUGGAGAGCUCGGUGUGCCCCGUGCGGCGCUCCCGGAGACUGAACCCUGAGCUGGGCCCCUGGCUGACAUUCACCGACGAGCCGCUGGGCCCCUUGGAGCCCCCGGAGCCCCAAGGACCUUCGCCCUCACUGUGCCCGGCUCCCGAGGCCUCUGACACAGAGGGGGAGCUGGGCAGCCCCACCAACGAGGACAGUGGCCGAGACCAGCAGCAACUCCGGGGACCCCAGAUCCCAGCUCUGGAGAGCCCCUGUGAGAGUGGGUGUGGGGACACAGAUGAGGACCCCAGCUGCCCACGGCUCCCUUCCAGAGACUCUCCCAGGUGCCUCAUGCUGACCUUGUCACAAAGUGACCCUCCCUUUGGCAAGAAGAGCUUUGAGCAGACCUUGACGGUGGAACUCUGUGGCACGGCAGGACUCACCCCACCCACCACGCCUCCGUACAAACCCACAGAGGAGGACCCCUUCAAGCCGGACAUCAAGCACAGCCCAGGCAAAGACAUAGCUCCCAGCCUCCCCACCCUGGAGGGCCUCCAGCUCAGGGCUGCCACAGGGGCGGCCCACAAGCUGCCAAAGAAGCACCCGGAGCGGAGUGAGCUCCUGUCUCACCUGCGGCAUGCCACAGCCCAGCCCGCCUCCCAGGCUGGCCAGAAGCGCCCCUUCUCCUGUUCCUUUGGAGACCAUGACUACUGCCAGGUGCUCAAGCCAGAGGGUGCCCUGCAGAGGAAGGUGCUGAGGUCCUGGGAGCCAUCUGGGGUCCACCUUGAGGACUGGCCCCAGCAAGGUGCCCCGCAGGCUGAGGCGCAGCCCUCUGGCAAGGAGGAACACAGAAGCUGUGACGCAGGUGCACCCCCCAAGGACAGUCUGCUGCUGAGAGACCACGAGAUUCGCGCCAGCCUCACGAAGCACUUUGGGCUCCUGGAGACCGCCCUGGAAGACGAAGACCUGGCCUCCUGCAAGAGCCCUGAGUAUGACACUGUUUUUGAGGACAGCAGCAGCAGCAGUGGCGAGAGCAGCUUCCUCCUGGAGGAGGAGGAGGAGGACAAUGACGAGGACUCGGGGGUCAGCCCCCCUCGCUCUGACCACUGCCCCUACCAGAGCCCCCCAAGCAAGGCCAGUUGGCAACUCUGUUCCCGCAGCCGCUCCAGCUCUGGCUCCUCAUCCUGCCGCUCCCGGUCACCAACCAUCCGCAGGACCUUCAGAUGUGAGAGCAGAGGGCCGUGUUCAGACGGAAUGCCAAGCGUCCGGCAUGCCAGGAAGCGGCGGGAAAAGGCUAUUGGCGAAGGCCGAGUGGUGUAUGUUCGAAAUCUCUCCAGCGACAUGAGCUCCCGCGAGCUGAAGAGGCGCUUCGAAGUGUUUGGCGAGAUUGUGGAGUGCCAGGUGCUGAGGAGAAGCAAGAGAGGCGAGAAGCACGGCUUCAUCACCUACCGGUGCUCCGAGCACGCCGCGCUCUCCCUGAGGAACGGCCCUGCCCUGCGGAAGCACAACGAGCCCUCGCUCCAGCUGAGCUACGGGGGCCUCCGGCACUUCUGCUGGCCCCGGUACACCGACUACGAUUCCAAUUCCGAAGAGGCCCUUCCUGCGUCCGUGAAAAACAAGUACGAAGCCAUGGAUUUUGACAGCUUACUGAAGGAGGCCCAGCAGAGCCUGCACUGAUCACAGCCUUAACCUCCGAGGAAUACCUCAAUACCUCAGACAAGGCCCUUUCAAUAUGUUUACGUUUUCAAAGAAAAUAAGUCUAUGAGAAGGAGAGCGAGCGAGCGCGUGAGAGGACAUGAGAGAGAGA
Molecule: messenger RNA, 3169 nt
Organism: Miniopterus natalensis
Lineage: Eukaryota; Metazoa; Chordata; Mammalia; Chiroptera; Miniopteridae
Gene: PPARGC1B
Product: PPARG coactivator 1 beta
Biological process (GO): positive regulation of transcription by RNA polymerase II
Cellular component (GO): nucleus
Molecular function (GO): transcription factor binding; RNA binding
Source: RefSeq, a predicted model, not a curated record